This is a messenger RNA of Vitis riparia (riverbank grape), 2968 nucleotides long. RefSeq lists its product as uncharacterized. Lineage: Eukaryota; Viridiplantae; Streptophyta; Magnoliopsida; Vitales; Vitaceae. Bases 325 to 2775 code for a protein of 816 amino acids. Gene Ontology annotation, molecular function: lipid binding. The record is from RefSeq and is a predicted model, not a curated record. The transcript has 14 exons.
UAGAAGACAGAAGUGAAGAAGAGAGGAACAGGCCUGGUCUCACCAUGUACGGACAAUCUGCCGCCCUAAUUCCUCCUCUUGGUGUCAACGAGUCUGUCCUACUUGUCUCAUCCCAUGCCCUCUUCCUUCCCCUACCUUUCGGGACGCUGUCGUUUUGUAUUCACUCUGCUUUCUCUUUCGUCUCGACUUCUUCAUUUGGAUCAUUCCCAACUCAGUUCCUUCAACAACUCUGGAACACCUUCAUUUUCUUGGUGUUUUGAAGCCAAUAAUAGUAGCAUUUGUCAACUUGCUGAGAAACUUUAACUGUGUUGUGUUCUUUCUACAAUGGCGGGAAAAUUGGGGGCUAAUCGACGUAAAGAGAGUGUAGAGCUUUUGACUCAUUUGAUGAUGAACAAGUCUCCAUUUUCCUUUACGAUUCCCUUUUUGCUGUUUGUUUGGGCUAUAGAAAAAUGGGUCUUGCCACUUUCCAAUUGGGUUCCACUACUUGCUGCUGUAUGGGCAACUAUUCAGUAUGGAAGGUAUCAGCAGAUGUCCCUUGUAGAAGAUGUGAAUAAGAAGUGGAAACAAGUAGUCUUGAGCACAUCGCCAAUGACGCCAUUAGAGCACUGUGAGUGGCUGAAAAAACUGUUGAUUGAAGUUUGGCCCAAUUACAUGAACCCAAAAUUUUCUAGAAGGUUUGCAGCAAUUGUUGAGAAACGUGUUAAACAUCGAAAAUCACGGCUUAUAGAAAGAGUUGAACUAAAAGAGUUCUCACUAGGUUCAUGCCCACCAAAUCUGGGACUGAAUGGGACUCAUUGGUCAACUUCAGGUGAUCAGAAAAUCAUGCAUAUCAGUUUUGACUGGAACACAAAUGAAGUGAGUAUCUUGUUGCUUGCUAAGUUGGCAAAACCACUUGUUGGGACCGCACGGAUUGUCAUAAACAGCCUCCACAUCAAGGGAGAUCUUGUAUUGAUGCCAGUUCUGAAUGGAAAAGUGAUUUUUUAUGCAUUUGAAACAACUCCUGAGGUGAGGAUUGGAGUUGCAUUUGGAAGAGGUGGAAAACAGACUCUAUCUGCAACAGAACUGCCUGGCGUUUCAUCCUGGCUGGUUAAGCUUUUCACUGAUACAUUAGAUAAGACAAUGGUUGAGCCACGCCGCCAAUGUUACUCUCUGCCAUCAGUUAAUUUGAGGAAAAAAGCUGUUGGAGGGAUACUUUUUGUCACAGUCAUUUCAGCAAGUAUAUUGACUGGGAGUAACAUGAAAGGAAGCUCUUCUGGGAGACAAGGAAGCUCUCUCAUGGAUGCUACUUUGGAAGAGAAUAAUGAGAACAAAGUUCUGCAAACAUUUAUAGAAGUUGAACUUGGAGAGUUAACCAGGAGAACGUAUGCAAGUCCAGGUUCAAGCCCUAGGUGGGACACGACAUUUAAUAUGGUUUUGCAUGGAGAUACAGGGAAUCUUAAAUUUCAUCUUUACAAAAGCUCUCCUAUUUGUGUGAAGUAUGACUUCCUCACAAGUUCGGAAAUUAAGCUGAAAUAUGUUGAUGAUGACUCCACGAUAUUUUGGGCGGUAGGACAUGGAUCCAGUGUACUUGUUAAGCAUGCUGAGAGGAUUGGUGAAGAAGUGGAGAUGGUUGUUCCAUUUGAAGGUUUCAACUUUGGAGAGUUAAGAGUGAAGCUGGUCUUGAAAGAAUGGCAGUUUUCUGAUGGUUCAUGUAAAUCAAACAACUCCAUGUGCAUUGCAUCUAAACAAUCUCUAAUUGGUUCACCAAACUUCCAGUCAAGAACGGGUAGGAAAGUUACCAUAACUGUUAUGGAAGGAAAGGAUCUAAGUGAGAAGGAUAAAUUUGGAAAGUGUGAUUCAUAUGUGAAACUGCAAUAUGGAAGGGUCCUUUAUAGAACAAGUAUGAUCCCUCAUGUAUUGAAUCCUGUCUGGGGUCAGAAGUUUGAAUUCGAUGAGCUAGAAGGUGGUGAAUAUCUCAAGUUAAGAUGUUAUUGUGAAUACAACUUUGGUGAUGACAACAUUGGAAGUGCACGGGUGAACUUGGAAGGACUGAUAGAAGGCUCAACAAGGGAUGUUUGGAUCCCUCUUGAAGAAGUGGAAUCAGGAGAAUUAAGGCUUCAAAUAGCUGUCAGAAAUGAUGACUCCCAAGUAUCAAUGGUGGGAACAGAAAAUGGUUCGAUCAAGCUAGUUAUCAUUGAAGGAAAAGACCUUAUUGCAGCUGAUAUCAGAGGAACAAGCAAUCCAUAUGUGAAGGUACUUUAUGGGAAAUUGAAGAAAAAAACAAAGGUUAUAUACAAAACACUGAAUCCUUACUGGAACCAGGCUUUUGAAUUUCCUGACAAUUCUAGUCCUUUGGUGUUGCAUGUGAAAGAUCACAAUGCUCUUUUGCCCACAUUGAGUAUAGGAAAUUGUGUUGUAGAAUACCAAGGAUUGAUGCCAAACCAGACUGCUGAUAAGUGGAUACCCCUUCAAGGAGUAAAAAGAGGAGAAAUUCAUAUUCAAAUAACAAGAGUUCCAGAACUACAGAAGAAAUCAAGUCUGGAUCCCAAGAAUUCAUCAAUUAAAGGAAACCAGAUUUAUAGUCAGAUUAGACAAACAAUGGCCAAAGUCCGCGCCUCAAUCAGCGAUGGUGAUGUUGAAGGGGUCUCCCUCGCUCUGAGUGAGAUAAAAAGCCUUGAAGAGGUUCAGGAUGAGUAUAUCUUACAGCUUGAGACAGAGAACAUGCUAUUGCAGAACAAAACAGGUGAACUCAGUCAAGAAAUGUUUGCAUCUUCACAAGCACCAAGCAACAAUUGAGACCCAAUUUCCAAUUUCCAAUUUCCAUAUCUUUUUUCUUUCACAUGUAUCCCAUAACACAUUUUUCAAAUGCAGCUGCGUCCAUGGUGAUAACUAUUAAGACAUAAUAUGCUUCCAAUACUUGAAUCUCAACAACUGGUUGAUUCUAUAGUUACCCUGAUCAGGAAUAAAAGAUACUCAGAGAAUUUGGUCA